Messenger RNA from Onychomys torridus (southern grasshopper mouse), 936 nucleotides. Its product is annotated as proteasome subunit beta type-3-like. The record is from RefSeq and is a predicted model, not a curated record. The transcript has 2 exons. Bases 1 to 921 code for a protein of 306 amino acids. Gene Ontology annotation, biological process: proteasome-mediated ubiquitin-dependent protein catabolic process. Lineage: Eukaryota; Metazoa; Chordata; Mammalia; Rodentia; Cricetidae. Gene Ontology annotation, cellular component: proteasome core complex; proteasome core complex, beta-subunit complex.
AUGCUCAGGACACACAGACUGAAAAUACUACACUGCUCAUCUGCUAAUGGGUCUGAUGGGUACAGUAGACCUGUGCAAAAGUGGACACACAAAAGUGCAGAUAGAAGAGUUAAAGAUGAUGAGAAGCUCACCAUUGAGCCUGAAGAAAUGGCAGCAGACACUUCCAAAACAGAAAUGCAGAAGAGGAGGAGGAGGAGAGAAGUGUACGGGACAGAAGAUUCAAGAAGAAUGGAGUGCGUGAAAACGACAGAAAGCCAGAGCCGGUUUGCAGGAAUUGCAGAGACGAUUGGAGUCCUACUAGAGUGUAAUCAUGUCUAUUCCUAUAAUGGAGGGGCUGUCAUGGCCAUGAAGGGGAAGAACUGUGUGGCCAUCGCUGUGGACAGGCAUUUCGGAAUCCAGGCCCAGAUGGUGACCACGGACUUUCAGAAGAUCUUUCCCUUGGGUGACAGGCUCUUAGGCCUGGCUGGGCUGGCUACUGUCGUCCAGACAGUUGCCCAGAGCCUCAAAUUCCGGCUGAACCUGUAUGAGCUAAAGGAAGGUCGACAGAUCAAGCCUUACACCCUCAUGAGCAUGGUGGCCAACCUCUUGUAUGGGAAAUGGUUUAGUCCCUACAACACAGAGCCUAUCAUUGCUGAUUUGGACCUGAAGACCUUUAAGUCCUUCAUUUGCUCUCUAGACCUCAUUGGCUGCCCCAUGGUGAUUGAUGACUUUGUAGUUAGAGGUACCUGCUCCGAACAGAUGUAUGGGAUGUGCGAGUCUCUCUGGGAGCCCAACAUGGAUCCAGAAUACCUGUUUGAAACCAUUUCCCAAGCCAUGCUGAAUGCUGUGGACCAGUAUGCCAUGUCCGGCAUGGGUGUCAUUAUUCACAUCAUUGAAAAAGACAAGAUCUCCACCAGGACACUGAAGGCUCGGAUGGACUGACCCCAUGCUCUGGUC